AUGUCUGAAGAGAUCGAGGUUCAAACGUUUGAAGAAGACGAAGUUGAGGAAUUACUAUCUCAACAAAUUCAUUUUGAAAUAUCUGAAGGCCAUGUUCGAUGUCUUAGACUUUCUUCUGAUCAACUUACCUUAAUUGUUGGUGUAGAAGGUGGUCGUGUAUUGUUUUACGAUGUUACAAAAUUCGCUUCGGAGCAAGCAGAAAGCAAACCCUUUCAAAUAAUGUCGUUUCCAGAUGAUGUUAAGGAUAUUCGUCCAAAUCCUGGAGAAAAGCAUAGCCUAAUAGCCAUCUUGCUUGUAUCUGGCAUAGUGUACAUAAAAGAUUAUUUAUUAAACAAUGAAAUUAGUAAAAUAGAAGGCAAUAAACUUAUACAAUUUACUCCAGAGGGAACAUCUAAAGCCAUUAUUCAACCGCCUCCAGACUUACAACAACAGUCACAUUGUGUCAUUAUGUUUUUUUCUCCUUUUCACAUCUGGGUUUAUGAUUCAAAAGUCCAGAACGUCCUUUGGCCAGAAACUACUUUGCUUGUUGUGGCAUAUUUUCCGGUUAUUCAAGAAGAGGAUUCAGAACUUGAAAUUUUUGUUAUUUCGCGUGAAAUAAAGUCAAAAUUUCUUUACAUGAAAUGUCCAUUAAUAUGUACCCAAUCCGAUCGCCCUAAACUUCCUUACCUAUACAUGGAAACCGUUAAAGAUUGGGGUACAAAUUUGAAAUGUCUUAUUAUUUGUGCAAGUGCUAAUUCUGCAGACAUAAAUUUGAUUGCACAAGAUGCAUCAAAUAAUUGGACUAGCUUGAUUCUUUCAGAAACAAAUAGGGCAGCACUUCCGCUAUCAGAGAUCCACGAUUCUGAUACUUUACCCGUUGGUCUAGCAAUUGAUUUCACUUGCACGGAACAUUGGGUUACUCGGCUAACCGGUGAUGAAGAUACAGUAGUUCCACCGGUACCUCUACUGUAUAUUUUGAAUGAUGAAUGUGACAUAAUCGCGUAUCGUUGUUUUCAUAAGGACGAAAAUUUCUCUGGGAUGGCGCCUCCCAAAGUGCUUCCUACUACAGGGCAUUCAUCAGAAGCGCUUCCUCCAAAGCAGGAUUCUACAGCAAUUGCACAGAAUUGUACGGCUCCAUCGCCUGCAGUUAUACCUGUUAAAACAGAAUCACCUAUUAUUGCUCCAAUAAAAACAGCAUCACCUAUCGUUGUACCUAUCAAAACAGCGUCGCCUGUAGUUGCCCCUAUCAAAACAGCAUCGCCUGUAGUUGCCCCCAUCAAAACGGCAUCACCCAUUAUUGCCCCUAUCAAAACAGCGUCACCUAUAGUCGCACCUAUUAAAACAGCAUCACCAAUUAUUGUUCCUACUAAAACGGAACCUUCAACUAGUAGUCUCGCAUCAAUCGCAAGUUAUGAUAAAAACUUUUUAUCGCCAAAAAAAAUUAUAUCAUCACCUCCGGUUUAUACACAAUCCCGCAAUUUGGGCUCAACCCAACAAUUGACGUCCACUGAAACUGACUUGAAGACUCCUCACAUGAUUCGCUUGAAUGCUACUGAAAAUGAAAUCAAUGAUCUUCAUAACCGAAUAGAAGAUAUGGGAAAUAAUUAUAUAGCAAAAUAUCAUGAUCGAACAACUGAACAAUAUCUUGAUAAUCUCGAUAGUCUCGAGACAUUGUCGAUCGGUGAUUUGCCAAUAAUAACAUCAGAAAUAAAUCGAUUGGAGAACGAAGCUAGCUCUAUGACUCAAGCUUUAGUCGAUUUGCGGAAUCAAGUUAAUGAAUACAGUCAUGAUGUCCGAAUAGAUAUUCAACACCUAAUGUGCACACCUUCUAAUAUGAUUAAUGUUGGUCGUCGUGGGAUAUUACAAUCUCGCAUAAAAGAGAGGCUAGAAACUACUUUUAAGACUGUUAAGGAAAGUGCGCAAGCUUUGGAGACACAACUAAAUGCAUUACAUGAGCAAAUUCAAGAGAAAAAAUCUAACAAGUCAAUAAGGCAAAUAUCUUCUGGAGACGAUACUUCUAAUCGUGAAACAUUUGUAUCUCACACAAUCAAUAGAACUGAGCCAAAUAAGACAUAUACUAAAAAUAUUUCAUAUUCAGUUGAUGCAGCGAAAGCAACCGCUGCUUACCUUAAUAAAGAACGUAUUUGCGAAAAGCUCAAAAAUAUAAAUAAAUUUAAUAGAAAGGGUCCCGUCAAAAACAGUAUUUUCGAAGAAAAUGAAGAUGAAUUUAUUGAAAGAAAAUCUAUGUCUCCAAUAAUAAUUUCACCCAAAAAAAGUCCAAGUGCACUUAAGCCUCGUGCAUUUUCUCCAACACAAAUUCAUCCAACUCAUGAAAGCAAGCCGUAUCGCUCACGCACAACGAUUACGAGUCCUCUAAGAAAGAGCGUUUAUCCUUCAGAGCCUUCUAGCGAUUAUCAAUUUCAGCCUAAAGCAAUGUAUGAUACGCCUAUUAGGAGUAAUAUAUCAUAUCAGACGGAAAAUGUGGAAGACAGUACUGAGAAAUACCAAGACUAUGAGGACAGACGACCAUUUCUUCACGACGAUAUAUAUUCUCUUCCCGAAAACCUGGGAAUUCAAGAAACAGACCAUGCAGCAGAAGUGUCAUCAAGCAUCAAAUUCCAAGAACCUAUCGAAAUAGAGGCAGAGUCAUCUCUAUCAUAUGGCGAUAAGACUGUGGAAUCUGAUGAGUUAAACUUGUAUCGGGUGUCACCGAAAUUUAUACCUACAUUUAUCUCUAAGGAUAGUGAGACAACACAGGAGUCAUCAACGCUUGAAACGACACCUUCAUAUCAAGGUAAAGAAGAAGUACAAUAUUCUGAUUCUUAUCGGGAUGAAACUCAAGAUUCUGUUGAAUCGAAAAUUGUCGCGCCUGAUGUAUCCGGAUUGUCAAAAGCUUCCGAACUUAAACAGGCCUAUGACCAUUUCGAGGAAGAUUCCAAAUCUGGAGCACUACAAUUAGUGCCUGAUACAAUUGAAGAAGAUAAAAAUAGUAAUGAAUUAAUGGGGGUCUCUGAAAAUUUUGGUUCAUUUGGGCUAGGUGAACCAUCAGGAACAAAUAAUGCAUCUGGUUCGCAAGGUAGUUUUGGUUUGUUUGGAGAUAGGUCACUUAUAAGUACUUCUACUAGCAUUCCUCCUGCUUUUGGUAAGCAGACAUUUGGUACAGCAACAUCUGCUCCUAUUGUGUUUGGAGCAGGAUUACAACUUGGCGGUAACGCCACAGGUAUUCCACCAGCUUUUGCAACACAACCUAGCAAUGUAAAUACAUUUAGUUCAUUAUCUGCUAAUUCUCCUCAAGCAUUUGGACAACCAUCGUUUGGUCAAACUGGCUUUGGACAAUCAUCACUUGGUGCACCUAAAGCACAAGCAUUUGGGCAACCAGCAUUUGGACAACCAGCAUUUGGACAACAUGGUUUUGGACAAACGCGGACGUUUGGAACUCCUUCCGCACUUUCCGCAAAUUUGAAACCUCCAAGUGGUGGCGGAUUUGCUCGGUUUGCAAGGUAA
Messenger RNA from Racocetra fulgida, 3483 nucleotides. Lineage: Eukaryota; Fungi; Glomeromycota; Glomeromycetes; Diversisporales; Gigasporaceae. The record is from the annotation of a GenBank genome assembly.